Molecule: messenger RNA, 2407 nt
Organism: Anarrhichthys ocellatus (wolf-eel)
Lineage: Eukaryota; Metazoa; Chordata; Actinopteri; Perciformes; Anarhichadidae
Product: GRAM domain-containing protein 2B-like
Exons: 14
Coding region: 338-1594 (418 amino acids)
Cellular component (GO): cytoplasmic microtubule
Source: RefSeq, a predicted model, not a curated record
GAGAGUUUGGAACCAGCGACUCAGAAGUUUGUGGGACUUUGUUUUUACGCAUAAGCCCAACCUUGAAUAGUUGCAUUUAUCUGUUUUAUUACAAGAUAAUAAUGUUUCUCUGCCAUGUUUAUAACACGAUCCAAACUUCUUCUUCCCUCUUGUUUCCUGAUGUUGUUCCUCGCGGUCCCCCCCUCUCCCAUUUUCCCGGCUCCUCCUCUGCCCGGGCUUCUCUGUCCACCGAGUCGAGCUUCCCAAAAAAACAACUUUCCGUGCCAAGGCUUCCUGAAGCUUCUGUGUUGGAUCCGAUGGAAGUGGGAGACGCGUCGGAUAUGAAAUAGAACACAUCAUGGUGCUGAUGACCGAGCAGGCGGACAGACCUCCGACCCCGCUCUCCGCACCGGACCAACUUUUCCGCAGGGACUCCCGGGGGACUCGGUCUGAGGUGGACCAUGGAGGGGGGAGGAGACACAUGAGGCGCGGAGGGUCACCUGCAGACCUCCUGCUGUGUCUGGACUCCGAGGCAGACCCAUCAGAGAGCAAGAUGAAGCCAGCCGGCAUGGGAUUGAAACCUGUGGAGCAGCUCUCUCCAACGCCGACUCCGAGCGACUGUGAAACAAAGUUUGAGAGGAAGAAAGUCCAGUACACUCACUUAUCGAAGACAAACGCCCAGUUUCACAAGUUAUUCAAGGAGGUCAGAAAAGAUGAGCUCCUCCAACAAAGCUACACUUGUGCCCUGCUGAGAGACAUUUUAUAUCAGGGGAAAAUGUACAUGUCUGAUAACUGGAUCUGUUUCCACUCCAAAGUCUUUGGGAGAGACACUCAGAUUUCAAUCCCAGCGGAGUCUGUGACGUUCAUCAAAAAAACAAAAACUGCGUUAUUAGUGCCAAACGCCCUCGUGAUUGAAACAACAAGUGAUCAGCAUGUGUUUGUUUCCUUCCUCGCUCGAAACUCCACCUACAAACUCCUGAACUCCAUCUGCGGUCAUCUGGAGGUGGCUAAGACUUGUAGCAGCAACGUUAUUUCCUCCUGUGAAAACAGCUUCAGGGUGAAAUGCCCAACGUCCCUUCCUUUGGACUUAUCCGCAGACUUCUCCGACCUCGAUGGAGUUGUGCAGCAAAGACGUCAGGAGAUGAUGGAGAGCAGCAGCUCCGGCUCUCAAACUCCAGAUUACGACAAAAUAACCGACUUCGCCGGCCUCCCGGACACGUUUCUAAGUGCAGUGAAGAGCGCAGAGGUUUCAGUCCACGCAGACGUUCAUCUUCAGACUCCGAGCCAAAAACACGGAGCUGCCCUGAACAACGGGUCUACGAAGCUCAAAGACAAAUCCUCACAGCCCGUCUCCUUACAAGCCAUCCUCCUCAUCUAUUUGUUUCUAGUUAGCGUUCUCGUCUUGUCCUCCUGUUACAUGGCCUUCAAGAUCGUGGCUCUUGAGCAUCGGUUGAACUCCUUGGUGUCCAUCGGGCAACACAUUCGUAAUGAAAACGCGGUGAGCCACAGGCCUCAGGAAGAAGUGAAUGCUGAGAUUUAUGCAGAGCUGUCUUCCAACUUGUUCAAGCUAGAAAAGAUUCAAAGAAGCCUUCGGAAGCUACUUGAAGAGACUUGAAAGAAGACUUUUGUCCGUCUGGACAGAAGCGUUUCUUUUUUUAUUAGAGAUGUCGGUUUAUCACUGAAGAUCAGCAGAGAUCACGUUUGGUAAUAGAUUUGUUUCCGGACGGCUGAUACACAAAGCUUUCCUAAAACAGAUUGAACUUUAACUUAAAUUGUGCAAUAAUAGCUUCUUUCCUCGUUCCACUCAGGGCUAUUUCAUUACUUUUUUCCAAACACAACGUAGAGGGUGAACUGAGGCAGCGUGAUGAUGAAGAGAACGUUUAGGCAUCUAUGCAGUAUUUAUCUGGGAGCUUUUAUUUUGUAUUUCACAAUACUGGGAUUAUUUUUUAAGGUCCAAAGGUCAUAUUGCAAUGUUUUCCAAACAUUUCUUAAAAGGUCAAAUACAUUAUAUUUAUGUCUUGUGUAAAAAUAACUCUGAUAUGGAUGCUAGGAGAAUAUCUUUUAAUGACAUUUAAAGGCAACUUCUUGUUACAGUGUGUUGUAUGAGAAGGUAGAAAAUGACCUGCUUAUGUGAGUAGAAGUUUGCUAGGUGAAGCGUUUGAUAGUUUGUUUUAAUUGUAAAUGUUUUUUAACCAUGUACAUUAUAGUUUUAUUUAGGCGCUUCUCAGCUGGUCAUAGUUUUAAAAAGUUUGUCCUGUACUUUUCCACAGAAACUUGUAUCUGAAGAGCUGUCAAUCAUUUCAGGAGCAAUAGAAGAGAAAGAGCUUGUGCUUUAAACGGUGGUGGUUUGUUUACAUUCAGACCACAGACUGUACCUUUUAACUAUUGUUUGUAUCGCAGUCUUGAAAUAAAUGUCUUGGAUACAGUU